AUGCCUGUCACGCCGCUCUUAAACUUCCCAACAGACCCCCACUUUGACCCUCAGCCCGCCGUGACCCCUCGGACCCACUCGCACACCCUGCGGCCCCCGCUGGACUUCUCUCUGGGCGCUCUGGCGUGUUGCGGCGCGUGCGUGUUCACCAAUCCUCUGGAGGUGGUGAAGACCCGACUGCAGCUGCAGGGCGAGCUUCAGGCCCGAGGCUCGUACCAGCGGCACUAUCGUGGGGUGCUGCAGGCGCUGUGGGUGGUGGGCCGUACGGAUGGGAUGCGGGGUCUGCAGAAGGGCCUGACGGCGGCGCUGUUGUACCAGGGGCUCAUGAAUGGAGUUCGACUGGGGUUUUAUUCCUACACGGAGGCGUCGGGACUUACGGGCGUACCGGGCGGCAGUCUGAUCGCGGGGGCGACGGCGGGUGCACUGGGGGCGUUCAUUGCCUCCCCCGCUUAUCUGGUGAAGACUCAUCUUCAGGCUCAGACAGUGAAGUCUAUCGCUGUGGGACACCAACACAACCAUCAGGGCGUGUCCAGUGCUUUAGUGUCCAUCUAUCAGCGUGAAGGUGUGCUGGGUCUGUGGAGGGGCGUCAACGGGGCGGUGCCCAGGGUCAUGGUGGGGUCAGCUGCUCAACUGGCCACAUUCAGCUCAGCUAAAGACGGGGUGAAACGUGCACAGUGGUUCAGUGCACACAGUUGGCUCAUCGCUCUCACCGCCGCUAUGAUCAGUGGUGUUGUCGUGGCGAUCACAAUGACACCCUUUGAUGUCAUCAGCACUCGACUCUACAACCAACCAGUGGACGACUUCAAAAGGGGUCGAUUGUACGGUGGGUUUCUGGACUGUGUGAUGAAGGUGACGGCCUCUGAGGGGAUUGUGGCUCUGUAUAAAGGAAUGACGCCUGUGUUUGUGCGUCUGGCUCCUCACACCGUUCUCAGUAUGCUGCUGUGGGACGUCAUGAGACAACGAGCGCUGAACUACACAAACUAA
Messenger RNA from Triplophysa dalaica, 984 nucleotides. RefSeq names its product solute carrier family 25 member 34 (gene slc25a34). The transcript has 5 exons. Bases 1 to 984 code for a protein of 327 amino acids. The record is from RefSeq and is a predicted model, not a curated record. NCBI's taxonomy places the organism in Eukaryota, Metazoa, Chordata, Actinopteri, Cypriniformes, Nemacheilidae.